UCUGAAAAAUAUUACAGAAAUUCGAAUCCCCAAGGACAAGAUUCUCAAGAAAUGGCGUGAAGCACAAUCGCGGGCUAAAUUCGAGGCCGCCCGAGCCGCCAUCAUCAAUUCCCUGAAAACCAAAUUCAGCACAGAAACUAACACAAAUGUCAAAGUAAUCCCUACAAUUAUUACCGAAGACAAUGCUGAAACAUCAAAUCUGAAUGUAAAUCGUGAUAACGCGACGCAGACGACUUUGAGACUUUUGCCUGCGAGGGAAGGUUUGACAACGCCGCGGAGCGCUCGGGCUCCGGUGGCGAGGAGGACUGGGACGCUCCCACAUCAGCGAUUGAGAAGGGAGAAAUCGCUAGACAGUCCACCGGAGAUGGAUUCCCCAGGCGGCAGCGUAAGCAGUGACUUGCGGCGGCAGAAUGAUGAGCUUCGCGCUCGUUUGGCCGGCGAAGCAGCGGACCAUAGGCGUCGGCUUGAUGCAUACCGCCGCGCGCAGCAAGGGCAGGCAGCGUUGGUAUCGAGACUCCAAGCAAAGGUGCUACAAUACAAGCAGCGAUGCUCAGAGCUUGAGCAGCAGAUGCAUGAGACGACGCCGCGCAGCGACAGCUACCGCGCGAAGCCUGCGUCCGCCGUCGCGCUGCCGGCGCCGGCCGCUCUGCCGUCCGCCUCCAGCUUGGACACUCGUCGGGACGAGCGCAUCGCUGAUCUCGAAACUGCUUUGAGGCGGUUGGAUGAGGAGAAAUUCAAGUGUGAAAAGCUGGUGAACCAGAACAACCUGCUACGAGACCAGCUCGAGGAGUCCCAUCAGCUCAAUGAGGCAUUAACUAAUGACUUGCAGAAGCUCACCAAUGACUGGGAGGCUCUCCGGGACGAGAUGACUGUCAAAGAGGAUGAGUGGAAGGAUGAGGAACAGGCAUUCAACGACUACUACACCAGCGAGCACAACCGCCUGUUGAGCCUCUGGCGCGAGGUGGCCUCCGUGAAGCGUUUCUUCUCCGAGCUGCAGUCGACCACGGAGCGCGACCUGUAUCGAGUAAAGAACGACUUCGAGUCGGCCACGCGCGAGCUUGUGGGCACGCUCAGUGGGUACGCUAUUAAUGCGUAUGCACAGGGAGUGAGGCCUCAAACCGACCACCACUCAACGCCAGGCGUGACGUCAACUCCGAACAUAACAGUGGAGACUUUGCGAAUAGAUCUGCGCGAAGUGACGUCACAGCGCGACGCGGCGCAAGCCGAGCUGCGCGAGCGAGACGCGCGCAUACAACGUCUGCUGGGGGAGCUGCAGGGGUUGGAGGAACGUUACGAGGUUGCGGAAGCUAUGUGCUCCGAAGCGAACGCCAUGCGGUCCGCGUUGGAGGAAGUGGCUCGAGCGCUCAUACAGGACUCCGAAGCUGACGUGCCGUCGCAACAUCUGCAUAUAGCUGACAGCAGCAGGUCCCCGCGUCGAGGCGUGUCGCAGGCGGCUAACGCGACAGCGUUCGCGGAAAGCACCAUCUCGGCCGUGCAGGCCGCGCUGCACAAGUACCAGAUACAAAUACACGAGCUGCAGGUGAAACUCCAGAACACGCGGGAGCAGCUGUCAACGAGCCGCAAGCACUGCGAGGCCGCCGACGCCAACAUACACACGCUGGAAAACAAAGUGCAGGAUCUGCAAGCCAAACUGGACCAGGCGAACGCGGACCUAAACCAACUGGCACAAGACAAGGACUCGCUGCAGAAGUCUGUGGAGUCACUGCGCAUCGACAAAAACAACCUCGAGAGGAACCGCAUAGAGAUCAACGCCAUGGUGGAGUCAUUAACGUCAGACUACGAAAAGCUGCAGAAGAUCAACGCGCGCCUAGAGAAGACGAUCGAAGCGCUAGAGACGGACAAACGGAAUCUGAACUCUGAGGUGGACCACCUGCACCGCGAGUCUACCAACCGAGAGUCCAUAUUGAGGGCUGAAGAGGAGCGUUCAUCUCGGCUCCGUUCGGAACUGGUGACCGUCCGUGAGGAGCUCAACAAGACCUCGCUGGCGCGCGAUUUGCUGGAGCAACAGAAGAUAGAGGCGGACUCCAUCAUGUCGCAGGUGGACAAGCACAGGAAUGACUUGGAAAUAGAGCUUGAGAGAACGUUAUUAGAGAGAGGCGACCUGCAAGAUCUGGUAGAGAAGUUGCAAACGGCUAUCAGAAAUCUUGAAACGGAUAAGAAGAAAUUGCAAGAAGAAGUCAAACACCUGGAAGACGAAAAAUCCUCCUUAUCGAAUCAGUCCUCGGAACAACUGGGCGACAUGAACUCCCUGCGCAAGGAGCUGCUCGCGGCCGAGCAGACGCGCAUGGAACUCGAAGCUGACAAGUCGUCCUUGCACGAGAAGAUCAAGUUCUUGGACCAGGACAGGGAGAAGGUUGAAUUGGAGCUGCGGCAGGUGGUCAGAGAACGCGGCGAGCUAAGCUCACAGCUGACGGCAAUGGUGCGCAAGAAGGACUCGCUCAACGAAGAAAUCAUGCGGUUGCAACAGCGACUCGAACAGGCCAGCGAGACUGUCGGCCGACUCAACCGUAGCCUCGAGGACCACGUCAAGGACGCCGAGGAAAAACAGAUACUAAUAGACAGUCUGGAUAAAGACAAGCAGCAUCUCCAAGAGCAGUUGGCCAGCGUCCGCGCCGAGAAAGACGCUUUGGAGGCCGUGCUUUUCGACACGGCCAAUAUGUUGGACGACGCGGAGGCGCGCCGCGCUAAACUCGACCGUGAACUGCAGGACGCGAUGGUUCAGCAGGAGAACCACAAAGGUCAAAUAGCUCGUCUUACGAAGGAGCUAGAGAGCAGCGAGCGCAAGCUCCGCGAAACGAAGAGCUCCAUGCAGCAGUCGUCCGGGAAAAAAGAAGCCGAGUACCAGAGCAUCAUCACCAACAUCAACCGCACCACGGCCGAGAACAUUACCAAGCUUAAGGAAGAAAAGCACACCAUCACAUUAGGUCGUUUAGUGGAUCGGUCACCGAAUUUAAAUGUGACGUUGGCGCGAAACGAAGAGCUCCAUGCAGCAGUCGUCCGGGAAGAAAGAAGCCGAGUACCAGAGCAUCAUCAAUUCAUCACCAACAUCAACCGCACCACGGCCGAGAACAUCACCAAGCUUAAGGAAGAGAAGGAACAACUUCGCCAAACUCUCGAGCAAAAGCUAUCCCAAACGAUAGCAGCGCUAACGAGUGACAAGGAAGCUAGCGAUGCGAGUGCGCGCGAGCGAGAGAAAAAACUUCUGGCGCAUCGCGAUCAGCUCAUACUGCAGCACGACGAAGCGAUGCUGCGAGCAGAGAGCGACAAACAGCAGGCUUUGAUCAUGGCUCAUCAAGAGCAACAAGCGCUGUUAGAACGUCUGGAGGAGGCGAAGCGUGUUCUAGAUUGUUCUCAGAACAAACUAGAACGCGUGAAGCGAGACGCCGCGGCGCGCUCCGACCAGGAUCGUGGUCACAUCAACCAGUUGAAGGAUGAGCUGGCUGCGUUGAAGACUCGUCUUGAGGAGGCCAAGGCGGCAGCAGAAGACGACUGCGCCCGCUUCGAGAACCGCAUCAAGGAACUUCACCUAGAGAAGGAGGCGAGCAACCGCGAGUGCCAGGAGGUCCGCGCGCAGCUCUCGCUGGCUGAAGACAAGUAUGACAACGCGUACACACAGCUGCAGGAUACUAUUAGGAAGCUUAAAGAACUUGAGAACGAGUCGGAAAGUCUCCGCAAGGAGCUGACCGACGUGCGCCGCCAGCUCAGCAACUGCGCGGCCGAGCGCGACAAGUACAACAGCAGCUGCCGCGAGCUGCGCGAGCACGUGAAGCGCGCCGAGCACGAGCGGCGCGAGGCGGCGCGCGCGCGCGACGAGGCCGUGCACAGCGUGGCCACACUCGAAGAAAACCGAUCAUCAUUGGAGCUGGAGCUCUCGCGCCUUCAGAAUAUGCUGAAGGAAUCUGAAACGGGCGGCGAACACGUGACACGAGAGUUGAGAGCCACCGAGGCGCAGUUGAAGAGAGAACGCGCCGCGCUGGAGCAAGCCAAUCAUGACAUAAAGGAGCUUCAGUCCAGACUUCAGAACGAGUGCGAGGAGCGGGAGAGGACGGGCAACGAGGCGGCGGCGGCGCGGCGGCACGGCGCCGAGCUGGAGGCGCUGCUCGGUGCCGCCCGCGCCGACCUCGCCGCCUGCCGCCAGCGCGGCGCCGAGCUCGAGGAGGCCUGCCGCGCCCGGGACCAGGAACUCGUUCUACGUUUGGAAGACUGCCGCUCCAAGGAGCGUCGUCUCGAGGAACUUAAACAUAAUCUUGAAGUGUGUCUCGCCGACGCUACACAGCAGAUCCAGGAGUUGAAGGCGCGUCUCGGCGGCAGCGAAGGGCGCUGCCGCGCGCUGGAGGCGUCGCUGGCGCAGUGCGAGCACGGCAAGCGCGAGGCCGAGGCCAAGCUGUCGUCCAUCGCGCACACGCUGCGGCGCGUGUGCGGCGUGCAGCCCGACGGCUCCGUGCACGCCGCCGCGCGCCGCCGCCUCGCCAGCCCGGCGCGCCGCUACAGCCCGCACCGAGGUCGCGACCACUCUGAAGACCGCAACGAAAUCAUAGACGUGGACCCCGAGCUCGUCAAGAAGGGCGUACGCAACCUCAUGCACGAAGUCUGCCAGAUUGAACGGGAGAAGGAUGAUUACAAAACUCAAGUAGCUGCCUUGAAGAAGCAACUCAAAGACGCAAGCGAGCAGCAAGGCAAGGGCGACAACAAGUUGCAGUCGAUCACUUCCAACCUCCGCUCAGUGCAGGAAGAGAAGGCUCGCUUGCAGAACCUGCUGGGACAGAAGGACGCGCAGCUUACUGGACUGAAUGAGUCAGUCCAGUCUAAGACUGUGGAGAUCAGCAACCUAAGGGACAAGAUCACGAGCCUAGAAGCCACGCUUAGCUCCGUUACCGAAGAGAAGGUUCAGAACGAGAACAAAGGCGAGAAUUUGCGCGUACAGUUAGCGGAGCGUGUGCAAGAAGUCGGUCAGUUGAGGGAGGCGUUGGCAGCGGCUGAAGGGCGCGCGGCGCGGCUGGACGUGCGGCGCGCGCAGCUGGAGGGCGACGUGCAGCGCGCGGCCGGCGCGGCGAGGGACCGCGACCAGGCGCUCAAGAAACUCCAAGAGCGCUGCGAGGGUUACGCUCGAACCAUAGCCUCACUAGAAGACCGAUGCACGUCACUCAAGGGCACGGUGGAGCAAUUAUCCACGUCACUUCAAAAGGCCGCCUCUGCCGAGAGCGAGCUCAGAGCUGAGUUGAGCAAGACUCAGCGCAUGCUCAACGAGGCGAAGAACAACGAGCAAAAUGCGAUGGACAAAUUGAGGCAGAUUCAGAAGAACAUCGCCAAUUGCGAGAACGAGCGACGCGUACUGAGCGAGAAGUUAGAAAGCGCGAAGUCAGCGCUCGUCGAGCUGAAGAGAUUGAACUGCACACUGGAGGAUCAAGUGCACAGGCUUACAACGCAACUAUCCAACGUCGAAGUGCAAAGGUCAGGCUUGGAGUCACAGCUCCGUAUGACGACUUGGGACGGAAAGGAGAGCGCCGACAGCGAGCUCGAGCGGGAGCUGCACGCGCUGCAGCGCGAGCGUAACGAACUGAAGGCUAAGAACGAUGCUCUCCAAGAGACAGUCCGUAAGGUGGAGGCAGAUCGCCGCCUGAACAGGACUUCGGCAUUUCGCAGCAAGAGCCACGACAGGACCGAGAAGACUGUUUACUACUCGGAUUUAGAUUCCGGCCCUGAUUCAACUAAAGACUCGAUGCGUUACAAGGACUCGAACCUGAGCGCGGGAUGUAACGAUAAGAGUUUCCGCGCCGACCUGACCUUGUUGGAGCUGGAGAACAGAGAGCUCAAGAUGAAGAUUAGGCGUAUGGAGAAAGAACUCGCUGAUAAGGAGGCAGAACUGAAAUUGGCGCGAACUCGCUACCUCAGUGACCUGUCCACGGCAUCGCCAACCCGGCGCGAAGAUACCGAUCACUACCGGCAGGCUGCCCUCCAAGCCGAGCGUCUACUGGAAGCCAGAGAGGCCAGUCACCGGCAGCAGAUAAUCAGGCUCGAGAACCAGGCAUCUCAGUUGCGCAGCCAGCUGUCGGCGGAGAUUCGGCGGCGGCAAAGCUACGUGGCCCGCAGCGGGCGCGCCGCUCGCGACGUGCAGCGGCUUCGCUCCGCGCUUGGCGACUCGCUGCGUACUGUUUCGCAGGACCCGGCGCUGGACUCGUACACGCUGGAGCACGAGGCGCGCAAGCUCGACAGCACGCUCGCGCACAGCCUCCCGCCGCUCAACGAUAGCUACGACAGCUCCAAAUAAAACCAUAGCUCUACCGUGGGGUGGAACUGGAUCUUUCGGGCGCUCUCGGCUUCGUUCGGCUCAGCGAUGCUACGACUAAUUAUUAGAGUUGGCAAAACUUGACGUUGAUGUCCAAUCACUAAAUGGAUUCAUAAGUUUCAUGACGCGCUGUCGAUCGUACCUUUUUUGCAACGCAUGCUCCGAGAUACUGGUUCUUUUUCAUCAUUUUUUAUUUACUAGUAUAUUUGAUUCAAGAUUUAUAAAAUGUACUUACACAGUAUUGACACAUAUUUUUUUUGCAUUGUUUAAGAUUAACAUUUUUUUUACUUUUAUGAAGAAUGAUUUCAUCAUCAUCAUAGCCAUAAGACGUCCACUGCUGAACAUAGGCCUCCCCCUUGGACCUCCAUACGUGCCGGUUGGAAGCGACCCGCAUCCAGCGUCUUCCGGCGACCUUAACAAGGUCGUCUGUCCAUCUUGUGGGUGGACGUCCUACGCUGCGCUUGCUAGUCCGUGGUCUCCACUCGAGCACUUUUCGAUCCCGAAAGAAUGAUUUACCUACCGUAAAAUGUCCCUAUAUUACCUACUCCCCACUGGGUGAUUGCUCUCAAACAGUUUUAUUGGAAAUAGGGCGCUUGGCACCGAGUGUUAAAAAUAUAUCACAACCUCAUUUGUGUUACAGCAUGAUAGUAGUGGUGGUCUACUUUAAAUCGGCAUAUAUAUCAAUAUACCACAAUAUAAUAAUUUUAUAUUUCUAAUUUUGGAGUAAAGUAGGGAAAUUUUACGGUAGGUAGGUAUUUUAAUAUUAUGCUAAUGUAUGAUAUAAUCAAGUGAGAUAGUAAAUAACAGUAUUAUGAAGCAAUUGAUCUAGUCAAUAUAAAAGUAGUGCGUUAAAGUUGUGUGAUAUGUGACUAAUGACUAACUGAUUCAUUGAAAAAGGUAUAAUUAGUGGCUCAAGAAAUUGGUGCCAAUGUCAAGAUACAGGUACCAAGGUUGGUACGUCAUUAUUAGGUUCAUUCCAUAAGUAAGCACUAAAAUUAAUAUUUAUUAAGUAUUACCUAACACAUAAGCGGACCCUGGCGCUAGGCCGGGAAAACGCUAGGUCGAAGAAGAUUACCUAACACAUAAUAGGGUAUUUUCCUACUAGUCAAAUCAGUUACUUUUUUAGAGCUGUCAAAACGAUUUGCUAAUAUGGAAUUUAUAUAAAACAUUACAUCGUGACGUCACCUACUUUUUAUAUUUCUAUCCGAUUUAUUAAAUAGAACUUGUGUUUAAAAAUAACUCCUAUCUGUGUUUUUCUAAUAAUUAUCUGGUGCUUUAUUUCAUGCAUGGUGUAAAAUAAUUUAUUUUAAAUACAGUAUAAUACCCUAUUAUGUUGAGAUGGUAACGAACGUACGAGUUUGUUAUGUUAUAAUCCCUCAUGUAGGUUAUCCGAAAAAUUGACUGCGACGUACCUAAAAGAGCAUUUUCACACCUAGUUAUGGUUGGUACAAAAUUUACACUGAAUGUUACGAAAAUGCUUGUUAAAUGAAAACUAAAUUCAAAAAUACAUGUAAAAGCUAUUCAAAAGUUUGACACUGCGUGCUUAUUUAUGACUUAUAUAUAUACAUACUUACUGAGACAAAGCUUGUGAUUAGAAGUCAUUAAAUUUAAAAGGUUAUUUAGUUCACAACAAUUUUAUUUUACUAAUUGUUUUUUAAAAUUGUACUUUAGAUAAUACCAAAGAGAAUUAAGAUGAUACCUAAUACUGAAAUAUUGUUUUUUUUUUAUCUAGAAGGAAACUCGUAUCGUAUAAUAUAUAAUAGAAUGUAGAAACUUUAUAAUAUUAUAUCAAAUAUGAUUUAAUAAGAUGUGUAAAGUCUAAGAAAAAAACAGUGCCCCAGAUUUUGACAGCUGAAGAUGAUGGAUCUGUAAACAAAAGGCGCCAUAUGUUUUAUAGUAACUGCCGUACAGCGCCACCUACAUCAACUAUUUCGAAGCACGAGAUUUUCCUAGACUUUUUAUUAAAAAAUAUAUAUUAUAUUAUAGAGCACAAUAUCUUUAGACAUAUUAUUAUUAAUCUACCUACACUCUAAACCGCUUGUAGAUUUUUUUUAUUUUAAUAUAUUACUUUAGUCUGAUGGAAAACGAAAUAUUUUAAUGAUGUGGUUCUGACCAUGUUUAGACACAAGUGGUCGCAUAAAGUAGACCGGCUUCGGCCUCGUUAUAGAGAUAUCUACCUAAUGCCCAUUUCUGUAAAUAUGAUUUGUGUGACAUUGCCACUAUCUGGCAAGUAUAAGUAGGUAGGCAAAAUUAUUGAAUUUACCUAUAUCAAAUUGAUUAUUGUGCGGUCAAAAUAAAACCAUUCAAACUGCAUACUUGCAAGGUUAGUAAAAUGACGUCGAAAUGUGCGAUAAAAUGUGUGAUUCAAUUCUUGACCGACUGAUGACUUGAACCCCUGACUCAUUGAAGGUCAGCCGGAAGUUGACGGAAAUCAUUUUGUUUGCUGAGUGACUCAUCAUUUAAUCAUGGUCUUUAUUACGCAUUUUUGAAAUGUUUGGGUUUAUUAUGAUUAAGUAGAACAUUUUUAGAAUCGUCAAAACGAUAAGUUACUGUUAAAUGAAUGGGAAGGAAAAUACAAAAUUAUGACGUAGAUACGAGGAGUGAUUUAAUUGCCUCCGUUUCCUAUGAAUUCCAAACGUUUUUUCAUGUAUUGUAAUAACAAUAUUAUCACUACGAUUUUAUUUUAAUUGUUACAGGACAUUAGGCUGUUCCUUGCCUACCUAAGGUAUCUUCAGCCUGUUUAUGCUAAGUACCUACCUACCUAUAUAUAUUAUUUUACAUUACCUACUAUAUCUUGACUCCACCUAUUUAUUAUGCAUAUUGGAAUAAAAACUAGUCUUAAAUGGUGGUAGGUACGCACUGGAACGUUUUCUAUCCAGACUCUUAGUGAGUAACUUGUAGUGUACCUAUAGGGAAUCAGUUUGAAUCUAAUUGCACAACAAUAUUGGUAAAAAUGUCUAGACGCAUCAUAAAUCUAUCUGAAAAUGCAAUGUUUUGUUGUAAGGGAACAAUGAUGAGAGCUUAGUUAUGUCAUAAAAAUUGCUUGAUGUGUUUGUGAUUUAUAAACUAAGUAGCUAUAUAAUGACGAUACUUGUUGACUAUUAUUAAUAUAUUGCGUCAAUUUAGCAGGCAUGGCAAAGUAGCGGUUUUCCUUGAAUACUUCGUGUGACCAAUGGGUUCAUCCAUAUUCUACAGUUUAAUUUAAUUACGUUUAUCCUCUCACAAUCCUAAAACCCCUAAAAUUUCAAUAAAUUAUUAAAAGUUGCAAAUUGUGACGUGUCCAUUUAAAAAAACGACUUUUUAUGUGUCAGAAAGAAGGUUCUAGUCUAAAUCGAUUAAUUCUGUAAUUUUCGCCUUCCUUACGUUAUCUAAGCAUACAAACAUAGGGAAUCCGUAAAUUUUAUCUAGAUGGGGAAUUUCGUGUCAAAGUACAUAGCUUCACUCACUUCAAGUAUGAUAGGUACUGAUAUUUAACCCUUUUCCAGGCCGCACCAAUCUACAACGUUUUCACGAAACAUCCAAAUAUAUUCCAAUUAAUCCAGCUUUGAUGAUUCAUUUGAAGAAAAGUCAAAUUUCCAGAAAGUGCAAUUUAAUUUGAAUCUUAAAUCGGAAUGCUAAAGUUGAAAUUCUAGUGGCGCGUAUGUGGUCGAUAAAUCGUACUAUGCCUGGAAAAGGGUUAAAAUAAUUUCCUAGUCCCUCCUAAAGCCCUACCUACUCACAGCGCGCAACACUAUCUCUGUCAUUUCACGAUACACGAGCAUUAUCAUGCAGUAAAUUACCAGCACUGAUAACCGCACGUCCAUUACGCGUCGACCCGUUUUUCGCUGACCAAUGCAGUUAAUGAACUCGUUAACUUUCAAUAACAAAUAAAAGCGUCGCGCCAGGAUGUGGAUGACCCCAUUGCCUGCUAAGCGACAGAUAAACACGACACGCCGGCGGCCCGGCUCCUGUGCCUUGAUAAAAAUAUAAAUGCAAUAGAUAUAAGUACUAAAGCAAUUGUAGGUUUAGACGAAUCCACGAGCUUUUGAUGUCCAAUUUUAUACUUCAAAAUGUUGCAUUUAAGACCUUGUUUUGAAAGAGCCGCGUGCCCCAGAGUGCACUCGGUCUAAGCGUUAGACCUUGUUUUACUCCACGGGGCGCGCCAACAGAACUGUCAUGUAAUGUAACUUCUUGUAAUCCGACACUUAUUUGCAUUAUAGAUUAGAUUGCUUAGUUAUCAAGUAGGUACUUAGAUUAAGUUAGCAUACUAUGUUAAUUUCCACUGGACUGUGUCAAUUCUUAUGUUACUAGAAUGUCGACAUAUGCCCGCCACAUCACUGCCAUUGUUUUUACUAAUCAGCAAUUUGUACCUACAUUUUGAUUUCGUUGUACAAUGUGGGACACGUUUUAUAAAACUUUUACACCGAUUAAUAAAUAUAGUUGUAGAUGGUAA
Cydia splendana is the source of this 10739-nucleotide messenger RNA. RefSeq names its product rootletin (gene Root). NCBI's taxonomy places the organism in Eukaryota, Metazoa, Arthropoda, Insecta, Lepidoptera, Tortricidae. The record is from RefSeq and is a predicted model, not a curated record. The transcript is spliced from 40 exons. Bases 365 to 6289 code for a protein of 1974 amino acids.